Caenorhabditis auriculariae is the source of this 2702-nucleotide messenger RNA. The record is from the annotation of a GenBank genome assembly. NCBI's taxonomy places the organism in Eukaryota, Metazoa, Nematoda, Chromadorea, Rhabditida, Rhabditidae.
AUGUCUGUCGAAAGCCUUUUUUCGGAAGUUUCUUCCAUUUUGGGAGCUCGUUUGGCUAUAGCCGCCGCUGACGAACUUCAUUUUGGCGGAAAGCGAGUUUUCUCCGAUGUUUCUGCAGCCGCUUCAACGUCCUCUAUUCAACAGAAGUCCGGAGGUUAGAUUCAACUAUAUUAUUCUUUUUUUGAAUUUUCAAUUAUAUUUUUUUUUAAAACGAAAAUCGAAGAAGGCUAGUGAUAAAGCAAAGAAAGGAAUUCUAAAGUUUUGAGAAUUUUCGGAUAAAAUCAUAAAAUCGUUUCAAAGUGAUGAUUUUUACUCUUUGUGAGUUUUCGCAAUAUUUUCACUUACAGGAAAGGUCGAAGGAGGCAAGAAGGACAAGGGAGGCAAUCCUUUGCUCUCCGCCAUCGACAACGCCAAGCAUAUCGUUGGACAGGCUUUGGCUGGAGUUGGAGGUGAGAUCGAUUUUUUUUUUUCAACUUAUUCCUAAUUAAUUUCUAUGUAUAACUUUUGAUAUUUUUAUAAUAAUUCUAUUAGGUUUGCCGGUUAGGAAUGAGCGUUGAACUUCUCAUCUCAAUGAAGCAAGCAUUAAGUUUCUCGUCUGAAAUAAAUCCUCUUGGCGAUUGGAAAGUACUUGAAAGAUCUAUUCAUUUUUAUCAUUAUUUCGUAGUGAUGUCAGCGCCGAAAAUACCGCUCAUUUCCAACUAGCCGCCCUAAUAUGUCUAAAAUUUACUUGUUUUCUUUUUUUAGUACAAAUUAUUCAUGAUUAUUUCAAAGAUUCACUUUAUCAUUUAAGGCGCUUCCCAUGACGAGAUUACUGAUCUCCAGAAAGGUCAGAAGAAGCUCGAAUCAGAAGUUGAGAAGUUGACAAAGCUUGUUGCCUCUCUUCAGACCGAGCUGGCUUCUUUGAAGCAGUCUUCUGGUGGAAAGGUUGAUUUUUCGGCUAAUAUGGAUAAUUAUCUGGUUCUUGGUGAUGGUAACCUGUCAUUUUCCUGCUCUUUCUCUUCUCAGUGCUCAUCUCUUACUGCUACUGUAUUUGAUUCUGAACCUGAAUUUGUUAGAAAAUAUAAAGCUGUUGAGAACAUAUGUUUUCUUCGUUCUUGUCCAAAUGUUAAUCUUUUAUUUGGUGUUGAUGCAACUCAACUGUCCCUUGCUUGGAAAAAUGUGUUUUCCACUAUCAUUAUGAACUUCCCACAUCCUGGAGGCAAAACGAACUUGAGAAACAGUCGUCAGCUUUUGACGAAAAUCUUUCGAAGUGUUCGUUCCAUAAUGAGUGAGAAAACCAAGUUUUGCCUAGCCCUAGCGUUUUCUCAGUCGGGUCUCACAGCGACUGAUCCUGUUUGGUCUGAUCGUCCGCCUGAUCAUGUCAAAGAUUCUUGGCAGGCUAUCUAUCUGGCUGCCGCCGAAGGGUUGGUACUGGAAGAAGGGAAGGAUUUUGAUCCUUCGAAGUACGCGGCUUAUUCCGCAUCAGGUUAUAAAGAAUCCAAAAAGGGAUUUAAUAACUUGAAUGGGCAGCAGCUUGUUUUCAAAACUUUUGACGACAGCUUAUUGACCUUAUCCUUUUUGUCUAAAAACGAACCUCCCAAAAAUGGAUUCCACUGUUUUCGACCAUUUUAUGUUCAAGAUUUAUCUUUUUUGUUCACUGCUGAAGCUGAUUCUUCUGCUCUCAUUGCCCUCGAUUUAUUGAAAGAGCUAACUGGGAAUUUGUUGGUUUCUAUUGAAGAGGUUGUUAAGCUUCGUUCAUUUUGCCCUGAUCCAUAUCUUCCCAACAGAAUUUACCGUCUUUUCUGGCAAUCUGUGAAAUACCCACUAGGUCGCGAACAGUGCAAAUCUGUCCACGAAGAGCUGAGAAUUCGAAUUGUGUCUUGUAUUAAAUCUCGUCGUUUGCCAUUGAUUCUCACUUGAUCUCUUCUUUUUUCUGUUUCUUGUUGUUGUUUUAUUGGUUGUUUGAUAAAAAUUUGUUAUUUUAACAAAUAAUGUAUCUGAGAACUUGUCUAAGAAGGAAAGUUCAGUCCGCUCCUGUUGCCGCUUCCGCCCCAGCUCCUGCUGACGAGAAGAAGGAAGAGGCGGCCGAAGGGGACGACGACUUCGACUUGUUCGGUUCGGACGAUGAAGAGGACGAGGAAAAGAAGAAGAUCGUGGAGGAGCGCCUCAAGGCCUACGCCGAGAAGAAGUCCAAGAAGGUUUUGAUGAAAUGAAGGAAAAGAUCAAUUUUUUUUUAGCCUGGCCCGAUCGCCAAGUCCUCGGUCAUCCUUGACGUCAAGCCUUGGGAUGAUGAGACCAACAUGCAAGAAAUGGAAGACCUCGUCCGCGGAAUCGAAAUGGACGGUCUCGUUUGGGGCGGCGGCAAACUGAUCCCCAUUGGAUACGGUAAAUAAAUAAUUUUUUGAGGAAAAAAGGUUGAAAACGGUGAAUUAUUAGUCGACUAUUUUAACAUUUUUAUGAAUUUAUCAAUAUUUCGAUGAAUUUUCAUCUCGUUGAUUACUUUUCAUCAAUCCAAAACUUAUCUCAAGCUCUUCUUUUCCAGGAAUCAAGAAGCUCCAAAUCAUCUGCGUUAUCGAAGACUUGAAGGUCUCAGUUGACGACUUGAUCGAGAAGAUCACUGGUGACUUCGAGAACCACGUGAGUUUCAUUUUUCAUUUUCUCAUCUUCAGUUGGAAAAUUUCCAGGUUCAAUCGGUUGAUAUCGCCGCCUUCAACAAAAUCUAA